Messenger RNA from Ixodes scapularis (black-legged tick), 2561 nucleotides. RefSeq names its product ras-related protein Ral-a-like. Lineage: Eukaryota; Metazoa; Arthropoda; Arachnida; Ixodida; Ixodidae. The transcript has 5 exons. Bases 284 to 886 code for a protein of 200 amino acids. Gene Ontology annotation, biological process: Ras protein signal transduction. Gene Ontology annotation, molecular function: GDP binding; GTPase activity; GTP binding. The record is from RefSeq and is a predicted model, not a curated record. Gene Ontology annotation, cellular component: plasma membrane.
AUAAAAACAAAAGUAGGUUAGUGGCGCCACCUCGCGUUAUAAAAGAGAACGGAAGUAAUCUCCCACAAUUCCUAGCGGCGUCCAUGACUUUUUUGAGGGAAGUGAUCUGGGUGAUGCGGCUGUCUGCGACUCGUGAUCCUCGGCUGGAUUAAUCGACAGACUUCGUUCAAUUUUUUUCCCGUGGAUGAUGCGCACCUCGAAGGUCUCCCUGCGUCUCUGAGAAACCGCCACCGUUGGAGCGAAACACACCCGGGGGGAAGCUGGCCCGUGACUGCCCAGCACCAUGUCCAAGCCAAAGAAUGCCCAGCCUGCGUUGCACAAGGUCAUCAUGGUGGGGAGUGGAGGCGUCGGAAAGUCGGCCCUCACUUUGCAGUUUAUGUACGACGAGUUUGUGGAAGACUACGAGCCGACCAAGGCCGACUCCUACCGCAAGAAGGUGAUCCUGGAUGGGGAAGAGGUUCAGAUCGACAUCCUGGACACAGCAGGGCAGGAGGACUACGCCGCCAUCCGGGACAACUACUUCCGGUCGGGCGAGGGCUUCCUCUGCGUCUUCAGCAUCGAGGAGCCCGAGAACUUUGCCGCCACCACCGAGUUCAGGGAGCAGAUCCUGCGGGUGAAGGGUGACGAACAGAUCCCCUUCAUCCUGGUGGGCAAUAAGGCGGACAUGGAGGACAGCCGCAAGGUGUCCCUCGAGGAGGCCCAGGAGAGGGCCCGGCUCUGGGGGGUGCCCUACGUGGAGACCUCGGCCAAGCACCGCACCAACGUUGACAAGGUGUUUUUUGACCUGAUGCGGGAAAUACGCAACCGCAAGAAGACGGACAAGACGGUCAGCAACGGGCCGCGCAAGAAGCCGCGCCCCAUCAAGAAGAAGUGUGUCAUCCUCUAACCGAAUACCCGCAAAACAAAACCCCUUACUUUGUUCACCUUUCCGCCCCCCCGUGACCUUCGAGCGUGUGCCGCCAUUUUACCGUUGUCGUCGUCUUUCGUUGUAAUUUCGAGCUUCAGUCGUUUGUUGUGACGGCACGCGCGCCUCUUUCGGAACGCGCAUUGUCGUUCCAUUCCCAGCUGUUUCAUCUCAAACACCGGGCAGCGGGCUGACCGCAGCCUCGGAGCCCCCUCUUCCGUUUAUACCUUUCCCCUUAUGCCAGUGAAAACGGAGGAGCUUCUUUUUCUCCAAAACAAGCCAAGUUUGUUUCAUGUUUUUCUUCUUCUCGUUGCGUACGUUAUAUUCGUCCUGUUACUUUUUAAAGGCUGAAAUGAUUCCAGUGUUUACACGAGCUUGUAGUGCCCCUUCCCGGCGAGCUUAACGGCACGCUUCCGUUCGGCUCGAAUCGAAAAGCGCCUACGACGGAUGUGGUUGCCGAGGCGGGUGGACUCGUUCCCUGCGCCGCGGCCUUUUCCGGACGCACUUCCGUCGUCUUAGGAAAGGAGUUGUGCCUUCGUGCCUUCGGCAUUUGUAUUUAUUUGUACCUCUGGAAAGAACAAACGGGCAAAAAGAGAAUGAACAGUCGAGGCACAUUCUGAACUUCGUUUUUGUAAGUUGGCAACCAAACGUUGCUCCUACAAGCUCACCAAUACGUCGAGACGCCAAAGGUGGUGCCGUUCGGAAUCGAAACGGAGAACACUGAGCGGUGGCAAACCGGUGCAUGACGUGCUACUUGGUUAAUGGCUUCCGAGACGAGCUGGUGGCUCUCUAAAACCGAGCGCUGCCACUUGUUCGGAAAGAUGCUGCUUGUCUCAACAAAAGGGCGUGGUCGCCGGGUGGCACGACAUGUAAUCGUCUGCUGCUCGUAUGUUUUCGCAUUAGUUUCGGACGACUGCGCCCCAAGUGGGAUUUUAAGGCUGUCCGAGAAAGGGUAGUAGUUUAAUGUAAGUAGAUUCUAAAGUGUGCACAGUAAAUUGAGGAAUGGCAUUUGCAAGGAAAAUUGUGCGAAGGAAGGCUUCGUGCUGUGGUGCAAUAAGGACGUUUCUGCCCUGUUGCCCGCAGCACCCAUUUGGGCUCGUUCUAUCGUAUCAUAGUGGGGAAUGCUGGUGUGUUAUUACUUGUGUGGCUGUUUAGGCUCAACUCCCGCUCUGAUCGGGCAAAUCAAGUUUCCCGCUUAGCAGACCUUUAGGCAUACCAGUCUUGGUUUCCUUGCUGCAGCAUUGAACGAGCCCCUAAAAAUGCGGAAAUGCUCCUCGCAAUUGGUGGCUGGCUUCUCUUGCUACGAAACCAGCCAUGGCCAUCUAAUCUUUUUGAGCAGCUUGGACACGCGAGCUAUCGUCGAGUUCCACACGUCUUUUGCACCCACGAGCUUGUCCACGCUCGUUCGGCCGUUCAUUUCGGGGAGAAACUGGCGUGGAGAGUUUGUGGUGUUCUGCUGGCCCCAGAAGCCAGGGAGUGUUUCUCGUGUGCCAAAAAGAUGUGUUCUUUUGGAGGGUUCUUUUGCAAUUGGAUGUUUAUAGAAACAAUGCUUUGGAAUUGGUAUAAUAAGCUUGUUUGAGCUCAAGGCAGGCAAUUUGGCAGGCUCUCAAGUUGAGCACAUUGAGGAAUAAAUUGUCACUGCAAGAGUGCACCUUGA